This is a messenger RNA of Zingiber officinale, 3375 nucleotides long. RefSeq lists its product as uncharacterized. The record is from RefSeq and is a predicted model, not a curated record. NCBI's taxonomy places the organism in Eukaryota, Viridiplantae, Streptophyta, Magnoliopsida, Zingiberales, Zingiberaceae. The transcript has 7 exons. Bases 243 to 3161 code for a protein of 972 amino acids.
GAGAGAGAGAGAGGCAAAUCCAACAGGACCAACACGACGCAAGCGUUCCUUCCCGUCUUUCUAAAUUCUCCCCCCUUGCCGAAUCCGUACAAUCUCGUCCCAAAUUUCCUUCCGUCGUAGCAAUCGAUCUCGCUCGGUAGCUCUUCCUCUGGGCGCCGGCGGUUCCUUGCUGUCCUCCGUUUCGGUUCGCUGCUGCUGGCAAUGAUUUGACUGUGACAAGAACAUUGGUCGCUUUGUUCGAAAUGAUAAGCAACAAGGUUCUUAUCACGUACAAGAGGAAGCGUCUUUCAGCCAAUGCUAAACCUGCAAUUCUAAAAUCUGAUUCAUCUGUCAAGGUUGAUGGGGAGCAUUGCUUUAGGUGUGGUAACGUUGAUGUUAAUGAAAACCUGCUUGUAUGCCAUAGUUGCUUUGGAAGCUACCAUCUUCGAUGCAUUGAGUCUUCUUCUGAGUAUGUUCCCGAAGACAGCUGGCUAUGCUCUACUUGUACUGAAAAAUGUGAUACUGAGGUACCUUUACUGCUCCAAUUCGGCAAAAUAAUAGAAAAUGAAAUUGUUGGAGAACCUGAGAUGGGUUUAAUGAAGUUGGGUGACCAGAGAGUGCUGUUGAAUUCAAGAUCACUUGAAGAGAAAUUUAUUGAAGAAAACCCUUCCCUAAUGAAUCCAACUAUCAAGAGAGUAAACAACAUUAAAGAUAAUUUAGGUGCAGAUUUUGGAUCAACAGGAAAGGUUGUUAAGGAAACUUCAGGAUUUUUAUCAUCAAAUUUGGAGAGUGUAGGAAGAUCAACUCAUAUAGAUCUGAAUACUUGGACUGAAACAGAUCCUAAUUCCAGAUUUUCAGAGAGUGUUGCCUCGGUAGUCAGUUUGGAUAAAAAGUGUGACAUUGUUGUGAAUGAUGACUGCCCAAAAGAGAACACCAAGACACGCUUGAUUACAUUUCAUAGAAGAGUAAAAAAGAAACAAAAGAUAGAUGACGAAUCAAUCACCAGAUAUUCAAGGGAUGAGAGCAAACAAAGCCAAGCUGGUACACACAGCCAUGAAUUAGGAGGAAGCUGUAGAUGUGUUGGCUCAACAGUUGUAUCAGAUCUAAGCAGACCCAACCAACUUCAGGAUGCACAUGAUAUUAGGAAAGAUGCUCAUGUUGAAGAUAAUGAUACUGGACUUAAACACACUGGACAAAGUGAUGUAGCAGAUGAGCAUAAAGAGCUAUGUUUUCAGAGGCCCCACAUUGUGUCUCAUGAUCCCGCGCCUUCACAACCUUCACAUGGUCUUAAUUAUCAAUCUGUUAACUUGGAUAGUUCACCAAGUGACGCAACAGAAGAACCUAUGUUACUGGACAACAACAAGCAUCCAGGAAGGCCCAAUAAUGUUACAUCAAUGACAGAUGACAAGGGAACUGAAUUAGUCUCAGAGGAGAGAGGGAUGGUGAGUGGUGCAGAGAUUUGUGCUGCCAUACCUGUUUCAACUUAUCUGAAAAAUUCAUUUGGUAAGCAACCUACAGUUUUUAUGGCUGGAAACUUGCUGGAGUCACAAAAUUCAUCUCAAAAUUGUGAGCUUGUGAUUGUCAAUGAGGAAGCUAAUAACAAAGUCAAAGCCUUAAAAUGGUUGAAAACACUUGACAAUGAAUUGGAGGCUAAAGGAGUCGGCUCAUCCAAUCAGAAGGAGAGAAACAGCACAAAUUGCAGGGUAGAAUCAAAUGGAAGAGCUUCCUCUAUGAACCUUAUUAACACAGUCACAAAAAUUGAACUGAACAAGGAUAUGUCAAAAGAAUGCAGGAAUCAGAUAUCCGGACCAAAGGAAACACUUCAUAUGAAGCCAAGACACUCAAUAUAUGAAAAGCAGCAAAAUGAAAGGACAUUUAACAACCCUAAAUAUACUGAUUUUCUAGAUCUUUCUCUUCCUGUGGAUUCUGAAGUUCAUGAAGUUUCCAUGAAUGAUUUACAGACCAUUUCGGUGCCAUUAGGUGGCGAUGACACUCUUGAUACCACUUGGCACAAGAUGGUUGGAGUCACAUCCCUAGAUAAGCAAUUGCAUGUGAACCAUAUGAUUGGCUCACGAGAGAGUGGUUUCUUAGAUAAAGUUCAGAGGGUUCCUCAUGAAUGGUCUGAGGAAGAACUAGAUUCCCUUUGGAUUGGUGUGAGAAGACAUGGAUUGAGUAAUUGGAGUGCCGUCUUAAUGGAUCCAAAAUUAUGCUUUUCAGAUUCAAAGGCUGCAGAAGACUUGGCUGAGCGAUGGGAUAAAGAGCAAAUGAAGCUACUUACUGGUGCAUCAUAUCAGCCAAGCAGACCUACUUCAGAUAUUUCAGGGCAUCUUGGUAGGGAUGACAAUUGCUGGAGGAAUGCAGCAUCAAAUAGAUUUUACAGUGAGAGAGGCUUGCCUUGCUUCGAUCUACCGACACUCAGAGCAGAAACUAAACUUUCUCUAGGUGUAGUAUAUGGUCAGGGUGAAAACGAUACCAAGAGAAGGUUGCCCCAUUUGUCUGGCUUUACUUUGCACCCUCUUGCAUUUAAAAGCUCCUCUCAAAAUCCUUUUGUAGGAAGUAUCCCAACCGGUACUAUUCACCAAAAGCCAGGAAAUGGUCAUCAGAAGAGACUCAAAACAAAGUACCUCAGGUAUGAUUGUGAACCAUCUGCUUCACCUAAAAAAAAGGUUGAAAGAGAAGCUGCUGCUACAGGUGCUGCAAAUAGUACUCUUCCCCAUUGGCUCAAGGAAGUGUUAACUACCCCUCAACGACGAAGUAGUUUGUCAAUGCCUUGUGGAGUUUCAAGCUCUAACUCUGCCAACAUGAUCAAUGUUGAUGAGAGAGUCACUACUUUUCCUAGUGCCGUGGAGCCACCUUCUCGGUGCAAAGAUUCCCUUGGAAGGGGAAUUUUGAAGCGGAAUAACAUGACCUCUAGGAAGAAUGUCAACGCCGUCAAGGUAUCAGAAUAUUCAGUUUCUAUGGAUAAUUCUUUGUUGCAGAGUGGGUUCUCCCUCCAUCCAAAUGUGGGAUCAAAUCCUCUGAAACCCACACCACCCAUCAAUACAUCUUCUCGAGCAAGCAACGAUGUCGUAGAGCUUAAUAACACAAGUUGUGAUCCUACUGCACCAAGCUACUUGGUAGUGAUCAACAGCGAUGCAUCUUCUGAGGAAACGAUAUCAGAUGAUCAGGGAAAUAGGUGGUAGCUAGCCCAUGAGAUAUUUGCUUAUAGUUAUUUGUACAGAAUUUUGUUAUGUCUGUGUAGUUCGAUUAUGCAGCAAGUUUCUUGUGCAUAGUUUUGUUGUGAGUUGCAACUUCUGCUCAUCAGUAGUUUCUUGGCAUCUUGCUCUUUGGAUCCUUUCUACAUUGCUGCAUUGUUUUAGAUUAGUUUUUACCAUAAAAGGAAAUAAGAAUUUUUUU